GCUGGGACUACAGAAAUGACAUCAGAUGUACCAUCACUGGGUCCAGCCAUUGCCUCUGGAAACCCUGGACCUGGAAUUCAAGGUGGAGGAGCCAUUGUCCAGAGGGCUGUUAAGCGGCGACCAGGGCUGGAUUUUGAUGACGAUGGAGAAGGGAACAGUAAAUUUUUGAGGUGUGAUGAUGAUCAGAUGUCUAACGAUAAGGAACGGUUUGCCAGGUCGGAUGAUGAGCAGAGCUCUGCGGAUAAAGAGAGACUUGCCAGGGAAAAUCACAGUGAAAUUGAACGGCGGCGACGGAACAAGAUGACAGCCUAUAUCACAGAACUGUCAGAUAUGGUACCCACCUGUAGUGCCCUGGCUCGAAAACCAGACAAGUUAACCAUCUUACGCAUGGCAGUUUCUCACAUGAAGUCCUUGCGGGGAACUGGCAACACAUCCACUGAUGGCUCCUAUAAGCCGUCUUUCCUCACUGAUCAGGAACUGAAACAUUUGAUCUUGGAGGCAGCAGAUGGCUUUCUGUUUAUUGUCUCAUGUGAGACAGGCAGGGUGGUGUAUGUCUCUGACUCCGUGACUCCUGUUUUGAACCAGCCACAGUCUGAAUGGUUUGGCAGCACACUCUAUGAUCAGGUGCACCCAGAUGAUGUGGAUAAACUUCGUGAGCAGCUUUCCACUUCGGAAAAUGCCCUGACAGGGCGUAUCCUGGAUCUAAAGACUGGAACAGUGAAAAAGGAAGGUCAACAGUCUUCCAUGAGAAUGUGUAUGGGCUCAAGGAGAUCAUUUAUUUGCCGAAUGAGGUGUGGCAGUAGCUCUGUGGACCCAGUUUCUGUGAAUAGGCUGAGCUUUGUGAGGAACAGAUGCAGGAAUGGACUUGGCUCUGUAAAGGAUGGGGAACCUCACUUCGUGGUGGUCCACUGCACAGGCUACAUCAAGGCCUGGCCCCCAGCAGAUGAUGACCCAGAGGCUGGCCAGGGAAGCAAGUUUUGCCUAGUGGCCAUUGGCAGAUUGCAGGUAACUAGUUCUCCCAAUUGUACAGACAUGAGUAAUGUUUGUCAACCAACAGAGUUCAUCUCCCGACACAACAUUGAGGGGAUCUUCACUUUUGUGGAUCACCGCUGUGUGGCUACUGUUGGCUACCAACCGCAGGAACUCUUAGGAAAGAAUAUUGUGGAAUUCUGUCAUCCUGAAGACCAGCAGCUUCUAAGAGACAGCUUCCAACAGGUGGUGAAAUUAAAAGGCCAAGUGCUGUCUGUCAUGUUCCGGUUCCGGUCUAAGAACCAAGAAUGGCUCUGGAUGAGAACCAGCUCCUUUACUUUCCAGAACCCUUACUCAGAUGAAAUUGAGUACAUCAUCUGUACCAACACCAAUGUGAAGAACUCUAGCCAAGAACCACGGCCUACACUCUCCAACACAAUCCAGAGGCCACAGCUAGGUCCCACAGCUAAUUUACCCCUGGAGAUGGGCUCAGGACAGCUGGCACCCAGGCAGCAGCAACAGCAAACAGAAUUGGACAUGGUACCAGGAAGAGAUGGACUGGCCAGCUACAAUCAUUCCCAGGUUGUUCAGCCUGUGACAACCACAGGACCAGAACACAGCAAGCCACUUGAGAAGUCAGAUGGUUUAUUUGCCCAGGAUAGAGAUCCAAGAUUUUCAGAAAUCUAUCACAACAUCAAUGCAGAUCAGAGUAAAGGCAUCUCCUCCAGCACUGUCCCUGCCACCCAACAGCUAUUCUCCCAGGGCAACACAUUCCCUCCUACCCCCCGGCCGGCAGAGAAUUUCAGGAAUAGUGGCCUAGCCCCUCCUGUAACCAUUGUCCAGCCAUCAGCUUCUGCAGGACAGAUCUUGGCCCAGAUUUCCCGCCACUCCAACCCCACCCAAGGAGCAACCCCAACUUGGACCCCUACUACCCGCUCAGGCUUUUCUGCCCAGUUGUUUACUUGUGGCAUUAGUACACAGUGGAAUUGUGUAGAUUGGCGUUGUUUAUUCUUCCUUGCUGUAUUUCUAGCUCCUGAGACUGGACAGACUGCAGGACAAUUCCAGACACGGACAGCAGAGGGUGUGGGUGUCUGGCCACAGUGGCAGGGCCAGCAGCCUCAUCAUCGUUCGAGUUCUAGUGAGCAACAUGUUCAACAGCCGUCAGCACAGCAACCUGGCCAGCCUGAGGUCUUCCAGGAGAUGCUGUCCAUGCUGGGAGAUCAGAGCAACAGCUACAACAAUGAAGAAUUCCCUGAUCUAACUAUGUUUCCCCCCUUUUCAGAAUAGAACUAUUGGGGUGAGGAUAAGGGGUGGGGGAGAAAAAAUCACUGUUUGUUUUUAAAAAGCAAAUCUUUCUGUAAACAGAAUAAAAGUUCCUCUCCCUUCCCUUCCCUCACCCCUGACGUGUACCCCCUUUCCCUUCUGGCUGUUCCCCUGCUCUGAUGCCUCUCUAAGGUAACAUUUAUAGGAGAAAUGGAAUGAAUCUCCAAGGCUUUUAGGACUCUCUGAAAAUUUGAGGCUGGGUGAAGUUAAAACACCUUUCCUUAUGUCUCCUGACCUGAAAUUGUAUGGUGUUGAUUUGUGCUAAGAUCAAGAGGCAGGUUAGAAGAACCUGACAUCCACUGUUUGCCUUGGAUAGUAUGGCUUGUUUUUGGAAAGAAAUUCUGAAGAGAGUGGAGGAGAGGAGAAAUGUCCUUAUAUUUGAGGACCAUGAAACGUGGUAGGUAUAUAUGGGGCUUUAGCAAGUGAGCAUAGGCUUUUUUUGCUGCCUGUGAGCAAUCCCUCUGGAAAGAAACGUGAGUAAGUGAGAGAGUGUGUAUGUGUGUGUAUGUGUAUGUGUGUGUGCGCACGUGCUUCUGUAUUUCACUCUUUCUCCCUAUUAGGGAGUUAUGCAAAAUUUGUCCCAGAUUUUAUCUUUGUCUUUCUGUGUACUUUUCAAAGAGUCCUAAGGAGUUAAAUCUUCCAGGUAUUUUCCACUUAGUAUUGCAGCCAAAGAAUAUUUAAAUAAAUGUCUUUGCUGCGCUCACAUCCAUGCCCAGCCAAUAUACAACUGUAAAGCAAAUAUAGAAAGUCAGCUGUUGAUACGGUUGUCUGUUAUCGAACACAUUCAGUGAUAAAGCUGGGUUACUCCUGCUUUUGGUGCUCUCACCUUAUCUGGAAGAUCUGCAAACAUUACCUAAAUAGACUGGCAAGAUAAACACUUUCUGAAACCCAAGACUUGGCCAUAAAGAUAAUGCUGCAUUUUUCUGUCAGAAUCACAUAUGAUGUGUGUUCUGUAGAGGUUAUUUCUGCAUGGAAACUCAACUUCUUGGAUUAGCCGUCCCAGUGAAAAUCCUCACUGUUGGAGUGUAAACCAAAUACGAAGCCCUCUUGCAAAGUAGCCUCUUUCAUCCCGUACUCAAAAUACCCAGUUUAGCAAGAAACUGAGAUUUAAGUCUUUCAGGCCCUAAGAGGUUUUUCAUCUUUGCUCCCUCCAAUCUUGAGAUUGGGUUUUGCUUUAGUGCAAGUAUAAUAAUUCCGUAUGAUAGAUGGGGCCUGGACACCCAUCUCAACAGGGUCACUUGGUAAUUAACAAUAGCCAUAUAAAUGCGGAUACAGGUUACUACCCUCACCCUUUACCUUCCUCAGGUAAUAGUCGAAGAUACCAGCUUUUUUUUUUUUUUUUUAAAUUGGCUUUGGCCAGUAGCUAAAGUGCAAGACUGAAUUAAUGAGAAGAUAUAUUAAAUGUAGUCAUAGGGGACUGAGGAGCAAGGAUGGCCUUGAAGAGGCCAAAGUCAUGUCCAUUUGCUGGGUUUCCCUUCCUUUUGUCUCCAGUCCGGUGCCAGGUAGUGGAGUAAAAAAGGAGACAGUUUAUUUUUUUAUUCUAUGUGCACACUUACAGUAUACAUAUAUAUUUAUAUCACAAUUUAUGAAACCAAAAAGUUGAGUUUCCAAUGGAACCCUUGUUUUUUAAUAAUCGACUGUUUUUAAAUGUGAUCAGGACUAUAAUAUUGUACAGUUAUUAUAGGGCUUUUGGGGAAGGGGAGGAUAGCGAGAAGAUGCUCUGGGGGUUUUGUUUUUGCUUUUCCUUCAGGGUUUUAUUUUUGAUUGUUUUGUUUUCUUGUUGGCCAUUUCUGUAUUGCUGGCAUCUGUGCUAAGCCUUACAGUGGCAAAAAUAAUGACAUGUAGCAAAGAUUUUGAAACAAAAUAUUUUUUUCCUUUUGUAAAAUUUCUUGUGUUGUGUGAUCUUGAUUGCGGCUUUAUCAUUCCUUUCCAGUUCAUAAACAACAGGCACCCACAACUAGAGGAAUCUAUAGUUUAAGCUCCAGACAUACAAACAUAAGGCACAUUGUGUCUUUAAUUUCAGGAAUCAGAAAUCAUAGGGUUCUGAUCACACUGCACGCCUCCCCCUCACUUGUCCUCCUGAUCCUGACACAUUCUGAGUAACAUCAGCAGGAAUGCUCUGACCAUAAGGUGGGGAUUUUGGGGUGGGCACUGCCUGGGUUCUUGGGAGAGAGGGAAAGAGUUGGGACUUGAAAACCACCAGGGCACAUCUGGAUGCCUUCCCCCAGUAUGUCCUCUUCUGGAUUAAAAUGAGUGAAGUUUAAA
Molecule: messenger RNA, 4557 nt
Organism: Mandrillus leucophaeus (drill)
Lineage: Eukaryota; Metazoa; Chordata; Mammalia; Primates; Cercopithecidae
Gene: ARNT
Product: aryl hydrocarbon receptor nuclear translocator
Exons: 21
Coding region: 16-2256 (746 amino acids)
Biological process (GO): regulation of transcription by RNA polymerase II
Cellular component (GO): transcription regulator complex; cytoplasm; nucleus
Molecular function (GO): RNA polymerase II cis-regulatory region sequence-specific DNA binding; DNA-binding transcription factor activity, RNA polymerase II-specific; protein dimerization activity
Source: RefSeq, a predicted model, not a curated record